UGACAGUGGUAGUUGUAGGUUAUGUUGAUAUUUUGUUUUCAAAAAUUUUUUGAAAAAAACAGAUAUAAAGGUAAUUCAAAAUAUAUCAAUAUUUAUAUUUAGAAACAACGAAGUAAUUUUAGAUUCUUUGAGUCUAUAAUUGUGACAGUUUUGUUUAAAUAUUAGAAUACACAAUGCAGAAAAUAUUAAGAGGUGGAACCCAAAUAAGGCUCCUUUCAACAACAGUCGAUAGUCAAGAAAUGGCACAUUUUAAAAAAUAUGUCAACUAUUGGUGGGAUGAAUUCGGACAAGUAAAACCACUACAUGCUAUGAAUAAAAUUCGGAUACCUUGGAUUAGAGAUUCACUUAUUAGUGGAAAAAGAGUUGAAGAUCCUGCUUUUCCAUUAAAGGGCUAUUCAGUUUUAGAUGUAGGUUGUGGAGGUGGUAUUUUAACCGAACCCUUAGCAAAAAUAGGAGCUGAUGUGACAGGCCUCGAUGCCAACGAAGACUUGAUAAAAUUAGCCCAAUCACAUGCUCGUCUCAACAACCUAAACAUCAAUUAUAUCACAUCGUCUAUAGAAAACCAUGCCCUAGAAGCCUGUGAAAAGUAUGAUGCUCUGGUUGCAUCAGAGGUCGUAGAGCAUGUCACACAAAAAAGCGAAUUCGUUGAAGCGUGUGUAAAUUGUCUGAAGCCUAACGGUAAAAUCUUCAUAACGACUAUUAAUAAAACGUGGCAAGCUAAUGUAUUUGGAAUAAUUAUUGCUGAGAAUAUAGUAAGAGAGAUACCGCAAGGAACGCACCAGUAUGAAAAAUUCGUAUCGCCACAUGAAUUACAAAGGAUGCUGGAGGAUUGUAAUUGUCGAACAGAACUAGUCCAUGGAAUGUUUUACAAUAUUAUCAGCAAUAAUUGGCACGUGUGCUCUGAUGAUUCAGUUAAUUAUGCCCUUAUAGCGAUUAAAUUACCUAAGAGUUGUUAGAUUUAUUUAUUUAAAUAAAAGUUGAUAGUUUUUGUUUUAUAA
This is a messenger RNA of Diabrotica virgifera virgifera (western corn rootworm), 998 nucleotides long. RefSeq names its product ubiquinone biosynthesis O-methyltransferase, mitochondrial (gene Coq3). Gene Ontology annotation, biological process: ubiquinone biosynthetic process. Bases 174 to 956 code for a protein of 260 amino acids. The transcript has 5 exons. Lineage: Eukaryota; Metazoa; Arthropoda; Insecta; Coleoptera; Chrysomelidae. The record is from RefSeq and is a predicted model, not a curated record. Gene Ontology annotation, molecular function: 2-methoxy-6-polyprenyl-1,4-benzoquinol methyltransferase activity.